GUGCAGUCUGAACACCUUUUACACUAUUUUAUUUUGAACUCAAAUUGGUUGACUUGUAUAUAUAUAUUUUUUACUUUUAGAUUUUGUCUUUACUCUUUUUAUGCAGCUGUAUCUUGCUUGAGGAGUGCUCUAUAUACAAACUAUCAUUAUUAUUAUUAUUAUUAUUAUUAUUAUUAUUAUUACAUCAAAUACAAUAUAAACGUGCAGCACAGAUUAUCCUGAGACAGGUGCAGAUCUUUGCUGCCACCACCUGGUGCUUCACAUGAACUGCAGGCAGUUUUUCUUUGACACAAUAAAUGUGCUCACAAUGAGCAGAUCAGUCUGCAGGCAUGACAGCGUCUACAUCCCGGCGGCACCAUGACACACAUGAUGAUUAACUGGGGUCCUUGUUGUUUUCCGCACGUGUGAGCGCCUCUGCUGGAGCCAUCUUCAUCUCCCUCUUCUUCAUCUUCUUCUUGCUGCUGCUGCGGCGGUGGGUGAGAUAUACUGUGCAGCGUUAAUUAAAGGGAGUCCAGACCCGCCCCUUUCAUUCAGCCUGGACGCAUCAUCCACAAACUGUGUCCGAGAUGACGGCCAACAGCAGGUACAAGAGCCGCGCGCCCCGGUCAGAUGAUGCAGAGGAAAAAGAUUAUGUUGGUUUCGCGACGCUGCCCAACCAGGUGCACAGGAAGUCAGUGAAAAAGGGAUUCGACUUCACCCUCAUGGUGGCAGGUGAGUCUGGUCUGGGUAAAUCCACUCUGGUGAACAGCCUGUUCCUCACUGAUCUGCACAAAGACAGAAAACUACUGAAUGCAGAAGAGCGAAUCAAUCAGACGGUGGAGAUUACAAAGCACACAGUGGACAUCGAGGAGAAGGGGGUGAAGCUGAAGCUGACCAUCGUGGACACCCCGGGUUUUGGAGACGCAGUCAACAACACUGAGUGCUGGAGGGCUGUCACUGACUACAUCGACCAGCAAUUUGAAAACUACUUCAGAGACGAGAGCGGACUGAACAGGAAGAACAUCCAGGACAACAGAGUGCACUGCUGCCUCUACUUCAUACCUCCGUUUGGACAUGGGCUGCGUCCAGUCGACAUAGAGUUCAUGAAGGCCCUGCAGGAGAAAGUUAACAUGGUUCCUCUCAUCGCUAAAGCCGACUGCCUCACUCCCAAUGAGAUCAAGAAACUCAAAGAGCGGCUGAGGGAAGAGAUAGAUAAGUACGGGAUAAAGAUCUAUCAGUUCCCGGACUGCGACUCUGAUGAGGACGAGGAGUUCAAGCGGCAGGAUAAAGAGCUGAAGGAGAGCACUCCGUUUGCAGUGAUCGGCAGCAACACUGUGGUAGAAGCCCGAGGUCAGCGAGUGAGAGGGAGGCUGUACCCGUGGGGCAUUGUGGAGGUGGAGAACCCGUCCCACUGCGACUUUGUGAAGCUGAGGACCAUGCUGAUAAGAACCCAUAUGCACGACCUGAAGGACAUCACCAGCGACUGUCACUACGAGAACUACAGAGCCCAGUGCAUCCAGACCAUGACCAGUAAGAUGAAUGCAGAUAAGCGGGUGGAGAGCCCCAUCCCCAUCCUGCCGCUGUCCACACCGGACGUGGAGACGGAGAAGCUCAUCAGAAUGAAAGAUGACGAGCUGAGGAGGAUGCAGCAGAUGCUUCAGAAGAUGCAGCAGCAGAUGCACGAGCAGGACCUGUGACCUCUUGUGUUGCAUCUUUUAUUUAGGAGAACAGAAAUCAAACACACAGCACAGAUUUGAACGCUCAUAAGACCCGUCUCUGCAGGGGGCGAGAGGAAGGAACCUUUAGAUAAUCACAGUCACCCGAUCCUCUGAGAAACAGUAGAUGCACAGCAUGCUGGGAGAUGUAUUUUGGCCUGAUUUUAAUAAUAAACUUUUUUAACGCAGUCGUUAGCCAAGUGAGUCUAGUUAGGCAAUAGAGAGUAGAUUGCACUUUGUUACCUUUAGAUCACAGUAGAUUUACGAGUACUUGAAAUACUAAAUGAGACCAAUGCACCAAACCCUCUUCAUUUAGUAGUUAAUGCACUGAUUGUGUGGACGCCUGCUGUGUGUGCUGAGCAACGCCUGGAUGGAAAGGUCGCUGAUGGUUUGGUUUCAGUGGCAUGUGCAUGAUUAGUAACCUGAACCACUGAAAACGGGUGCAUGACCUGAUUUUGUCAAGUAGGACAUGCUCCUGGAUCAACAUUGCAAUCAAUCAGUCAAUCACAGCCCUCUGACAUCAUCAGCGUGAUGCUGCUGUGCUUCUUUUGAAAUUCCUUUGUGCUUCGGAGCUAAGCUAGUUUCCAAAUUGAAGUUAAUACAACUAAACAAAAUACUGAGACACCAUACCUACACCGUACCCUACACUGUAGCCUGUAGCCUGACGCUACAAGCUUUUAUUUACUUUAAUUUCACAGAUAAGAAACAAUAAAUUGUG
Molecule: messenger RNA, 2412 nt
Organism: Epinephelus lanceolatus (giant grouper)
Lineage: Eukaryota; Metazoa; Chordata; Actinopteri; Perciformes; Serranidae
Gene: septin5b
Product: septin 5b
Molecular function (GO): GTP binding
Source: RefSeq, a predicted model, not a curated record